Molecule: messenger RNA, 1068 nt
Organism: Dichotomopilus funicola
Lineage: Eukaryota; Fungi; Ascomycota; Sordariomycetes; Sordariales; Chaetomiaceae
Product: Sucrase/ferredoxin-like-domain-containing protein
Exons: 2
Coding region: 1-1068 (355 amino acids)
Source: RefSeq, a predicted model, not a curated record
AUGGCGGGGACCUUCAAAUCACUGAUCAACAGCGCCAAGGCGUUGGCCAUCGGCAACUCGGGCAGCAAGGCGGGCUUGCAGGACCUGUUCCCCGUCGUGGACAAGGCGGUCGACGGUGAGGACUGCGACCGUGACUGCGACAGCUGCUCGGUCAAGUACCCGCGCGGCUUCAAGAUUGAUGAGUCGGACGAGCUGUACGGCUUUGUCAAGGGCUGGAGCACCCAUCUGCUGGUAGCCACGGGCAAGUCCGACUGGGUGCGCGAUGUCACCGAUGAGAAGGGGAGUGUCAUGCAGGCGAUUGGUGCCGCCAAGGCACCUACGAAUGGACGCCUCAUGCUCUCGGCCUCCAACAUCCCCACGCCGCACCAGACAACCUCCUACUCCGAACCGACCACCGUCCUCCUCCUCCCAGCCUUCACCAUCAUCGAAAACGUCACACCAGCGACCGUCCCAACCCUACUCACCUCCAUCGUCUCCCACGCGCCAACCAACACCACCCCUCUCGCGCCUUUCUCCCUCCCGCGCUCGUUACCCGCCCCGCUACCCGAAGGCACACCCGCAGCUAUCAAGGACCUGACGACGCGCCCUUGUCCGCACAAGGCACUGAUCCUGCUGUGCAGCCAAAAGACCCGCGAUGCGCGCUGUGGGCAGUCGGCGCCACUGCUGCGGAAAGAGUUUCAGCGGCAUCUGCAGCCACUGGGGCUAUAUCGGGACUUGGACGAUGAGCGGCCGGGUGGGGUGGGGAUUUAUUUUAUUAGCCAUGUGGGCGGGCACAAGUAUAGUGCGAAUGUGAUGGUGUAUCGGAAGGGGGAGGCAAAGGAGGCCGAUGGGGAAGAGAAAGGGAGAGAAAACAAGGAUAAAGAAGAAGACAAUAAGGAGACAGGGGAAAGUCAAGAAGAGGAAGGGGAUGGGGAGGUUGGAGCAGCGCAGUGCAUCUGGCUCGCCAGGGUCCGGCCGGAGGAUUGCGAGGGUAUUGUGAAGUUUACGGUGCUGCAGGGGAAGGUCGUCAAGCCAGAUACCCAAUUGCGGGGCGGGUUUGACAGGGAAAGGGGGCUGUUGAGUUGGUGA